GUAUUUCCCUGAAAAUGGAGACCUGCACACUGCUCUGGGUCUGCUCUACAUGCAGACAGGUAAAUACCAACAAGCUUUUGAGCACCUGGGAACUACUCUUACCUUUGAUCCAAAUAACACACGAGCCAUUCUUGCUGCUGGCUCAAUGAUGCAGAGCCACCAAGACUUUGAUGUAGCAUUGGCCAAGUACCGUGUAGCUGCUCAGUCCAUUGCUGAAUCUCCACCCCUCUGGAAUAAUAUUGCCAUGUGUUUUUUUGGCAAGAGGAAAUAUGUAGCGUCUAUUAGCUGCCUGAAGCGAGCUAACUACUUAGCACCAUUUGACUGGAAGAUUCUUUACAACCUGGGACUGGUUCAUCUCACAAUGCAGCAAUAUACGUCAGCAUUUCACUUCCUCUCCGCUGCUGUCAACCUGCGACCUACCAAAGGACACAUCUUCAUGCUUCUGGCUAUUUCCCUUACUUAUUUAGAUGAUGAAGAGAAUGCUCGGCAGGCAUAUGAGCAAGCUGUGCGUUUGGAGGAGAGAGAUCCCAGCAUAUGCCUCAACUAUGGUAUAUUUCUGCACAACCACAAUGAUAAGGAGGGUGCUAUUAAAAUGAUCAACGAGUUUGAAGUAAGAAUGGUUAAGUUCCGUCAUGCUACUGGAGCAGACCUGGACACAGAGAUUAUUGAAAAUGGAGCCAAAUUAGCCUCACUCCUCGGGGUAGAUGGCUCGGUGUUUCGCAAAAAACCCGGUCGAACAAGACUUGAUGCUCAGGAUGAAACUGUGCUCCUAGAGAAGACGGCUUCAGUGACAGACACGUUGAAGCCAGUUGAAGAGUCAGUGUGUCAGUCACCACCACCAGUACCAACAGCCAUACCAGAGCUCAACCCAUCUGAAGUGCCUGAUGCUGGAAAUACUGCUGUACUUGUUCCACCCAUGGAAGCUCUCACACUGGAAGAGCCUCCAGCUUUUGUUUCAGACAGUAGCAAUGCCCGGGGCAAGUUCCUUGCAUCAGCUCGUCUGCAGUUUCAGGAAGAUGAGUCCAAGGUUACUGAUACUGAAAAUAAGAAAGAGACUCCAAAUAGUGGUUUUGCAGAAUAUUCAGAUGAUAUAUUUGAUUAAGCUUUAUUUUCUAAGCUUUAAAUUGUUUCCUGCUGGGUCUGUGCUACCCACUCUGUAGUCAGUUUUCUCAGUUUAUUUUGUAAGCUUCAUAGCUCUUUGUAAUAAUCAAUUCUGUAUGCAGCCAUAAAUCUACAGGGUAAACAGCUCCACAUGUGGCUGUAGAUGUGUGGUGUAAAUAGUUGCACAUGUGGCCUUAGAUCUAUGUUGUAAACAACUCCACACAUGACUGGAAAUGUGUGGGGUUAACACUUACAUGCACACCCAUGUAUCUGUAUAGUAAACAGGUUCAUACAAGGCUGUAUAUCUACAUGAGAAAGAGUUUAAGGGUUAACUAAUCACAGUGAUGCACAUAAUGCUUGAAAAAAUGUAGUAACUUCAAUGAUUUUUUCAUUCACCUUGUAACAUUGCUUGAUGAAGUGUCAGUGUAUUACACUUCACACAAAUGAUUUUGAAACAAUUUUCUGCACUUAGCUUUCCCUUUGUUGGUCUGCAUGGUUGCUGAGCAGUUAAUGCACUGGCCUGUGAGUUUUAGGACUACCUUGCUGUGGGUUCAAACCCCACUUGUUCCAUGAUAAGUACGAAUUUUUUUAUGUAGUGUACAUUUUGCACUAUAUUAAAUGGGAUGUAAAUUGCUGUCUGAUGUUUUGUAUGUGUGGAGAGUUCAUCUUUCUUCCUAUUUUGCAUAUGUGGAGGGUUCCAGUUUAUUCAGAGACUGAUCAAGAACUAGAUUUAAUAGCUCUUCGAGGGAGGUUUCAUGGUGCCAGUAAGGGUUCUUUAUCCAAGGAAUUGAGGCUGACCUCUUCUUCCUUGAAUGGAACCUGAUUGCUUUUCAUAUCCCCAGACACUGUAUGACCCAUAUAAGUUUACCAUUCCACUCUUACUUUUGAAAGUAAUUGUGAUGAUGUAGAUUUAAUAAUUAUUUUGUUAAGAACUGAGUUAUAUGCAUUUUUUGCAUUUGUAUUUUAUGCAUAUAUGGAUUGUUCAGAUUUGUUUACUACAGUAUUGUCAGGGAAUUUAAUUAAUCCUUAAAUGGUCCAAAUGUAUAUAUAUGUUCACCUGCGCAGCGCCUUGAAUAUUUUGAGAAAAGAAAAACAAUUUUUUUUUUUAUAGGAAAAAAGAGCAUGUGGUACCCAGGCAUCCCCAAUUUUUUUAUAUGUUGCACACUGAGUGCGCACACCCAUUCUCUCUUGUCUAGGAGACUCAGGCCUAUCAUGCCAAUGUUGAAUAAAUGACAAAUAAAACAUAUAUAUACGCUUGGGGUGCUACGCGAGAGAAUGUAUACAUAUGUUUGGACCGUUUAAGGGUUAAUCAUUAAGUUGGUUUGUUGGGCCAUUUAUUAUGUCCCAUACAUAAUGGAGACUGACAUGGUGCUAGUCAGGCAUAAGCUUAUCUAUAUCACAAUCUUCCCUGCAGUACAGCUCAUCUUCUAAACCACAGACAUCAUGGCACUGUUGCAAAACAGUGCCAUGAACAGUUGAACUAUGACUGUUUUAGAAGAGCUAUGCACAGUGGCUGCCUAUUUUCUGUUCAUGAAACACUUUUUUUUUUGUCUUAUAUUAUAAUUUUUCCAUUGUAACCUAAGGGAAGUAUAUACCCAGGUACUCCCUAUUCUCACUACAACCCUCCCUCUCUUCCCACAAUCCUCCCAUAUCACAGCUGCUACCAUCACCACAUGAGUGAGGGAUGGACACCAUAUAUAGUGCUAAGUCAGGUAUGAUGGGAAUAAGCUGAUCAAAUUAUUUAUAUUUUUUCAUCAUCAGUGAUUACUAAUACUGACAAAGUAAACAAAGGCUGCCAAUGUGAUUGGUGCUGCAAUAGUUGACGUGUUUGCAAAAAAAAAAAAAAAGUGAAAA
Molecule: messenger RNA, 2955 nt
Organism: Cherax quadricarinatus
Lineage: Eukaryota; Metazoa; Arthropoda; Malacostraca; Decapoda; Parastacidae
Source: RefSeq, a predicted model, not a curated record